Talaromyces amestolkiae is the source of this 1029-nucleotide messenger RNA. RefSeq lists its product as uncharacterized. Gene Ontology annotation, cellular component: cytoplasm. The record is from RefSeq and is a predicted model, not a curated record. Bases 1 to 1029 code for a protein of 342 amino acids. The transcript has 3 exons. NCBI's taxonomy places the organism in Eukaryota, Fungi, Ascomycota, Eurotiomycetes, Eurotiales, Trichocomaceae.
AUGGCCCCCGUUACCCGCACUCUCGGUAAAAACGGUCCCUCUGUGCCAGCAAUAGGCUUUGGUCUUAUGAGCAUUGGCGGUGUAUAUGGUGCUGUCCCAAGCAACGAAGAACGAAGCGCUUUGCUAGACCAUGCACAUGCCAUUGGUGAGCGCUUCUGGGAUACUGCAGACAUCUACGCCGACUCGGAAGAUGCCGUUGGUCUGUGGGUGAAGCAAAACCCAGAAAAACGGAAAGACAUCUUUCUGGCCACAAAAUUCGGUAUCCAAUUUGACCCGGCUACUUUCACGCAGACUUUGCGCUCCGAUCCUGAGUAUAUCAAAGAAGCCUGUGAAAGAAGCUUGAAGAGGUUGAAUACAGACUAUAUCGAUUUGUACUAUUGCCAUCGUGUCGAUGGAAAAACACCUAUUGAGAAGACUGUCGAGGCUUUGGUUGAAUUGAAAAAUCAAGGAAAGAUACGCCAUCUCGGUCUCAGUGAGGUUUCUGCUUCAACGCUUCGUCGUGCGCAUGCAGUCCACCCCAUAGCCGCUGUCCAAGUAGAGUACAGCCCAAUUGCAAUCGAGAUUGAAGAUCCAAAAAUUGGGUUGCUCCAAACCGCCCGAGAACUGGGAGUUGCUAUUGUGGCCUACAGUCCCAUGGGUCGCGGGGUCAUCAGCGGUGGUUACAAGACGGCUGAAGAGGUUCAUGCCAAAGACCCUUUCCUGGCUAUGCUCCCACGUUUCUCGAAAGAAAACUAUGCCAAGAUCCUGGCCAUGAUCACGACGUUUGAGCGAGUAGCAAAGGAGAAAGGAUGCACGACAGGUCAGUUGGCUAUGGCAUGGGUUUUGAAUCGUGGUGAAGACGUGUUUGUCAUUCCAGGUACAAGAAAGAUCAAGUACCUAGAAGAGAAUUUCGCCACGCAACAUAUUACCCUGACUCCAGAGGAAGACAAGACUUUGUCGGACAUUAUUUAUGCGACUAAAUUCGAAGGAGGCAGAUAUCCCGAAGGUUUCCCGGAAGGCUAUGAGUUUGGUGAUACUCCAGCUCUUUGA